AGCAAUGCCCGUUUUGUCAUGAAAAAAAAAAUCGAGUACAUCCGCGCUCGAUUACAGUGCACUGGUCGAGCGGGAAGAAGGCGAAACUGUUUCGCAAGGCUGCCGAUAAACUUUAAAUACAGGAAUCAUGGACUGGGGCCAAAAUGAGCUGUUGUCUCCAGUCCCCCUGGACACGGAGAUGACGCUUACCGCCCGGAGGUUGCGCCAGAGGAAAGUGGCUUUUCCCCUCCCUCAGGAUGAUACCCCCGGUGCCAGCGCAACCCCUGCCAGAUCUCUGCUGCAGCACACCCCAGGAUCGCUUUUCAAACAGACAUUCACUCCCCGGAGCGGCCUGAGGAACCCCGAUGUGUCGGCCAUCUUGGAGACCGGCGGCAGAUCGCCCCGCUACAUCCACACGCCCCGUCCCUACGGAAACCUCAGCCUGGAUGACAGUGACUGGACCAACAGUCUCUACCCCUCCCCCAUGUUUGGCUUGGCGGAUAGCAGCACCGCUGAUGACCUGAACAUGACUUCUGUGAUGCUCAAGGAGGAUGAGCCAGGAGAAGCAGCUGCUGUCAGCCUGUUCCCAGAGUUCCUGCAGUCCUACCUCAGACACUCCUCCAGUGCAGUGUUUGACCUGCUUGAGGAGUAUGAGUCCAUCUGCCAGGAUAAGGUGGGUAUACUGCAGAGGCUGGUUCAGAGGGCUGCUCCAGGGCCGCAGAAGUUCUCCAAGACCAGCAGUGUGUGCUGGCUGCUGCAGCAGGAGAUGGUGACCUGGCGGCUCGUGACCUCCCUCUACAGGGACAGGAUCCAGACUGCUCUGGAGGAUGAAAUGAUGGUGGAGAGAGCAACUCUCAGCGAGAGUGAGAAGGUGGCGGUGGAGCAGUUCUUCCAGAGGGACGCAGUGGUGCGACAGAGCCAGCUUGUGGUCGACUGGCUGGAGAGCAUUGCCAAAGAUGAUAUCGGGGAUUUUUCAGACAAUAUCGAGUUCCACUCCAAAUCCGUAUGUUGGGAGAACACGCUGCACGCCCUCAAGCAAAGACGAGUCAACUCCAGUACGGGCUUCAGCCGACCCCUGGUCACGGAACUGGACCCCGACGCGCCCGUCAGGCAGAAGCGGCCGCUGGCAGAUCUGGAUCGAGAGGACGACGCCCGUCUGCUGAAGUACCUGUUUGCGCUGGUGCGGGCGGGCAUGAUGGAUGAGGCUCAGCGUCUCUGUAAGCGCAGUGGGCAGGCCUGGAGGGCUGCUACUCUGGAGGGCUGGAAGCCCUACCAUGACCCCAACAACAACAGAGGUUUGAAGCUGGAGCCGGUGGAGGGGAACCCUCUGCGGGGGAUAUGGAAGGUGUGCUGCUGGAGGCUCUCAGAGGAUGAGCAGUUCAACAGAUACGAGCGCGCCAUUUACGCGGCUCUGAGCGGGAACCUGAAGCAGCUGCUCCCGGUGUGUGAGACGUGGGAGGACUCGGUGUGGGCGUACUUCCGGGUGAUGGUGGACACGCUGGUGGAGCAGGAGCUGCGCUCCGCCGGCCUGGGGAGCGAGGAGCUGGAGGAGCUGCCGCGGGAGUACCUGGAGGCCAGCUGGACUCUGGAGAAGGUGUUCGAUGAGUUGCUGGCUACAGAGUCGAAGACGGUGCUGGAGGAGACGAAAGAGUACUAUCACGUCAUCCAGAAGUUUGUCAUCCAGGGAGACCUAGACGGUCUCAUCGGGGAGUUCAGCGAUUGGCUGGGGGGAGCGACGCUGCCUGCUCAUUUGCUGCGCUUCAUGACGCACCUGCUGCUGUUCUACCGCAGCCUGGGCAUGCAGCUGAAGGAGGAGGUGUUGGUGGACGUCCUGAAGGCUUACAUACAGCUGCUGAUUGGUAAAGGCCACACCGACCUCAUCGCCUUCUACGUCAGCCACCUGCCGGCCGACAUGGCGGUGGCCGAGUACGCACACUUCCUGGAGUCGGUGUCGGAGACGGAGCUCCGCAAACGCUGCCUGGAGCUGGCCCGCGAGGCGGGGCUGGAGGUGGCUGCUGUCACCAAGACAGUGGUGGAGAACAUCCGCGAGAGGGACUCUGAGGACUUCGCUCACCACGACGCCUUGUUAGACAUCGCAACCACUGAGGGAGACCAGAGGAAGAUUGACGUGAUCGAGUGGCUGGUGUUCGACCCCUCGCAGCGCGCGGAGGCCCUGAAGCAGAGCAACGCCAUCAUGAGGAAGUUCCUGGUGUCCAAGAAGCACGACGCCGCCAAGUCCGCCUUCGGCAAGGUCCCCGAGGACUCCAUGCGUGAGAUCUACCGGCAGUGGGAGGACGCGCCCCUGCCCGCCGAGGACGAGAACGCCAUUCGCGAGCACCUCUGCAUCCGCGCCUACCUGGAGGCACACGAGGCCUUCGUUGAUUGGUUCGCGCACAUGAACUCCACCCCCCAGAAGCCCACUGUCCUCGCCCGGGUGGCCAAGUUCACGGAGCAGGUGGCCCACAGGAUGAAGGAGGAGGAGUACAAGGUGGACUACGACGGCUGGAAGGGGCGUCUGGAGGCCCUGACGGACGACGUGAAGGAGCGCAUGUACAACGUCCUGCUGUUCGUGGACGGGGGCUGGAUGGUGGACGUGCGGGAGGAUGCGGAGGACGACCCCGAGCGCUCCCACCAGAUGGCGCUGUUGCGACGGCUGUGCCUGCCCAUGAUGACCUUCCUGCUGCAGUCGGUGCUGCACAACACCAAGCAGCACCAGGAGACCCUGCGCCUCGCUGACAUCAUCUCCUCUGAGCAGCACCGCCUCUACCAGGUUUUCUCCAAGGAGGACCUGGGUAAAUUUACUCAGAAGCUGCGGGAAUCUUCUCUUCUGCUGCUGGACCAAGGCCUGGACCCCUUGGGUUACGAGAUUCACCCCUAGACUGCCCCCCCCCCCCCCCCCCCCAUCACACACACCC
Molecule: messenger RNA, 2894 nt
Organism: Conger conger (European conger)
Lineage: Eukaryota; Metazoa; Chordata; Actinopteri; Anguilliformes; Congridae
Gene: nup107
Product: nucleoporin 107
Exons: 28
Coding region: 128-2857 (909 amino acids)
Biological process (GO): regulation of DNA-templated transcription; protein import into nucleus; mRNA export from nucleus
Cellular component (GO): nuclear pore outer ring; nuclear pore
Molecular function (GO): structural constituent of nuclear pore
Source: RefSeq, a predicted model, not a curated record